CUGUUGGGCAGCUGUUGGAAAUGAACUGAAGGAGUGUGAGCCGUCAGAGCGGAGUCAGUGCAGCUCAGUCAGUCCGCGGAGAGGACACAUCUGCUCGGUCAAAUACCCUUUAACGCACCGGGGAACUACCUGGAAACGCAACUGUUGGCACUGUGACAACAAGGAACCAGCCGUUUCCCUCUCUAAAUCCUGCUGGAAUAUUCUGCUUGAUUUUUGCCAACACAAUUUGAAAUUACUAGUUAAAACCCGGAGUGCAUCUCUCCAGCAGAAUGAAAGGAUUUAUUCUUGUGGCGCUUCUUGUCGCCACCGUCUCAGCGACCAAGUUAAACAUACCGCGACUGAGACUGUCAUACAAAGACCUGCUGUCCACCAACAGGUCAUCUAUCUUCAGCGGUCACCACGGCCAGCUCUCUCUUACCUCCGUCUUCCUCGAUGAGUACCGGGACCGCCUCUUCCUCGGAGGGAAAGAUAUCCUGUACUCUCUCCUGCUGGGACCCACCAGCAGCGAGUCCAAAGAGAUUUACUGGCCCCCGUUACCCGGCAAUAGAGAGGAAUGCAUUCAGACGAGGGGAAAGGAACCGCAGACCGAGUGUGCCAACUUUGUUCGCCUUCUGCAGCCCUACAACCGCACCCACCUCCUGGCCUGUGGCACCGGGGCCUUCCAGCCCAUGUGUGCCUUCAUCAACGUGGGGCACAGAGGAGAGCAUGUGUUCGCCAUGGAUCCUACGAAUGUGGAGAAUGGACGAGGGAAGGUUCCACAUGACCCCAGUUACCCCUUCGCUAGCACCUUCAGUGGUGGGGAGCUGUAUACUGGACUGACGGCAGACUUUCUGGGUAGGGACUCUGUGAUCUUCAGGAGUAUGGGAGGUCGCUCCACCAUGAGGACAGAGACUGACCAGAAACUUCUCCACGACCCUAAGUUCAUCGCUGCGCACCUCAUCCCAGACAAUGAUGACAGAGACAACGACAAAGUGUAUUUCUUCUUCACUGAGAAGGCCACGGACGCAGGGGACAGGGAGGGGGCCAUACACACACGUAUUGGACGAGUGUGUGCGAACGAUGUUGGAGGUCAGAGAGUGCUAGUGAACAAGUGGAGUACCUUCGUAAAAGCCAGACUGGUCUGCUCUGUCCCGGGACCUCACGGCAUCGACACACACUUCAACCAGCUGGAGGAUGUUUUCUUGCUGAGGACCAAGGAUGAGAGGAACCCAGAUAUAUAUGCCAUCUUCAGCACCAUCAGUAAUGUAUUCCAGGGGUUUGCUGUGUGUGUGUACCGAAUGGCUGACAUCAGAGAGGCCUUCAACGGACCCUUUGCCCAUAAAGAGGGCCCUGACUAUCAGUGGGGGGCCUAUGAAGGCAGGGUCCCUUAUCCAAGACCAGGCGUGUGCCCUAGUAAAAUCACCAACCAGCCAGGCAGAGAGUUUGGCAGCACGAAGGACUUCCCUGAUUCAGUGCUGCAGUUUGCCCGCAGCCACCCAUUGAUGUGGCGGCCGGUGUUUCCCGCUCUGCGUCAGCCUGUGCUCGUAAAGGCCAACUUGCCUUACAAGCUGAAACAAAUCGUGGUUGACCGGGUCGAGGCGGAGGACGGGCAGUAUGACGUAAUGUUCAUUGGCACAGACGUUGGCACAGUAUUAAAAGUCAUUGCCCUACACAGUGGGAACAGCCUGGAGACAGAGGAGGUCACACUGGAGGAGCUACAAGUCUUUAAAGUGCCAACUCCAAUAACAUCGAUGGACAUAUCCGUGAAAAGGCAAGCCCUGUAUGUGGGCUCCCCAGCAGGCGUAGCACAGGUGAAGCUGCACCGCUGUGAGACUUAUGGGAAUGCCUGUGCCGAGUGCUGCCUGGCCAGAGACCCUUACUGCGCCUGGGACGGAUCAGUGUGUGCUCGCUACACGUCCAACAGCAAACGGCGCUACCGCAGACAGGACAUCAGGCACGGAAACCCUGUGCUGCAGUGUGUGGAUCAGAAUCUGAGUGAAGACCUUGACGUGACAGAAGACAGAGUGGUGUAUGGGACCGAGAACAACAGCACCUUCCUGGAGUGUGUUCCUCGCUCUCCACAGGCCACAGUUAGCUGGCUUGUCCAACGUGAUGACCGCAAGGAGGAGGUAAAGCUGGAUGACCGUGUGAUGUCUACAGAGCAGGGCCUCCUGUUUCGUCGCCUCUCCCGCCAGGAUGAAGGCGUGUACAUCUGCCGCUCCACAGAGCACGGCUUCACACAGACCCUGGCCCGCCUAAGCCUCGAAGUCCUCCAGGGGGACACCGUGGAUGAGCUCAUGGCACGAGACAAUGCCGGCCUCUCUGAUGCGUACAAAGACCGGUCCACAGGAAGCUACCGAGCAUGGAUGCCUUGUAGCACAUACAGCAGGGGCGGCUCAUCAAGCCAAAUCGGCCAAUCGCGUACAUGGUUCAAGGAUAUCAUGCAGCUGAUUGGGCCGUCCAACCUGCCCCACGUUGAGGAGUACUGUGAGAGGAUGUGGUGCAACGACAAGCUGAGGAGGAAACACAAAAGCAUGCUGGAGAAAAACCGCCAAGCGCAGGAGAGCGCCAGGAAGGCUCGUAGCAAGAGCUCCGGCGAACGCAACCGGACGCCGAGGGACCUUAGCGCAUGGGAGGAGUAACUGAAAGAAAGUGAGCGGGGCAUAAAGUAGGAGAAAAUGAAAGACAAAAAAAGGGACAAAGAUUGCAGCAAAGGACAGGAUAAUACGGGCAGCAAAGAGGCCAGCAUCAACUCCUAUUUGUGGAAACUCUAGCACUGAGAUUUGUAUUGUAACGACUCGGAAGUGUUUGGUUUUCUGGAAUGAUGGCACAAAAAAAGACUGUUACUGAACAGGUUGUUAUUGUGAAGAGGAGUGGCUGUUUUUUUUUAAAUCUUGAUAUCCAUGCACUUCUCCUGCUUUCACAAGUUUGCCCUUGUAUACUUUCACGCUUUGAAAUGACAGCUUUCAUUUUAUCAAGUCAAAUAAGACCUUCGCAAAGACAGACAACGCAUGCCUUUGGAGCAACUCAUUGAUGAUUUGUGUUAGAUCUUGGCAAAGUGCUUCAAAAGAGAGGAACAUUUACAUACUUUGCAUGCUUGGAGUAUAGCAAGCCUGUCAAGGUCAGCUCUGAGACACAGACACAUACACUUAUUUUCCAUUUGUUGUUUUCGCAUUUCUCACAAGGCAAUCACUGGAUUCAUCUCUUUCUCAAUUGGUAUUUAAGUGACCACGUUUCUUACCCUGCUCUGCACUUGGCUUUUUAAAAAUGAAAUAUUCAUGUGUGACUUCAGCCAAGAAAUAACUUGGUUUGCAGUGUAUUAGUUGCAGCUAAUGCUCCCAGGGUAAGACAUCUGCCGCCUUUUAAAUGCAAUGUAUGCUAUGGCUCGACUUGCUUUGACUGUUAUUUUUUAUUGUGGCAAAAGUUGUGGAUAGCACCUGGUACUGUUUUUGGUUGCGCCUUGGUUGAGGGUCCAAGUGAACUGAACCACUAUUAGAAGGUGAAGUUAAAACAUUGGGAAGAGUCAUUAGUUUGGUUUCAUUUAAAAAUGUGUUCCUUUUCCUGUUUGGUUGCCAAUUGAUCCAGCAAGAGUGGAACAAAGCACUAUUUCGCGUUGAAAAAGAGGUUGCGAUCAUUUGAGGAACAGACAAUUGAGAAAAGCAUCCAUUACCAAAAAUGAGUCAAGUCGAGCCAAACCAUGCAGUUAAAAUUAGGCAUUUCUGUAUCUGAUCUCUCCACUGUACUGUACAUGCACACACACACACACACACACACACACACACACACACACACACACACACACACACACACACACACACACACACACACACACACACACACACAAACACACUCUUACAUAAACGGAAAGCCCACUCACCCAUCACACUGAAUGCAUAAGCUCAACUAGCUCAAACUGGAAGCAUGAGACGACUGUUGAUGGUUCAACAGAUUAAAGGCACAUUGCUUUAUUUUUAGUGUUGUGGGUUGAACUUUCCAUUAAAACCAGCUACAGAUCAAGAUUCCUCCCACACGACCCUUAAAGGGAUAUUUCACAGCGGUAUACUUUCACGCUUUUGGGCACAUACCAUAACACCUCCUAGAAUGUACCUAAUGGCCACAGUCGAUCGCUGAUAGUUGCUUCCCUGGGAUUACGUAUAGAUUGAAUCAAUGAUACUCAAUUGGGAUACAAAACACCAAUUUAGAGUGCACAUGUUAUUGUUCAAAAUGUUAUGUCUUGAGUAAGUGUCAUUUUCAAAUAUCUUUUUCAAAAGACGGACCUCUUUGUCCUAGCCUCACCUCACACUUCCAUCAUCCCCUAAACUAAUUUCCCCACAGUUCCUCUGUAUACUGUAGCUCGCUACUGACAAAAGAGGGAACAAAUGAAGGGGUCAGCUCUAAUGGCUGAGUCCUCUUGUGCUUUCUGCUUUGUAAACACUGGUUUUAUGACGGUUCAUGGUUUGAACACAUGAUACUCCACAUUGUUAUUCACUUCAGGUUUUGUUGUUAAAAUAUACUGUAACUUUGAUCGUAAUUGGAAAACAAGGUGUUCUUUCACAAGGGACAGGGCCAUGGAGUUAGGGUUAGGGUUAGCAUGGAAUCAACUCUAAUUUGUAAAGAGAGAGAGGAGAACAUGUAAGACAGGUCGCAAGGUUAUAAGAUAAAUGCCAAGCUUCAAUUUCAGUAAGGGUUGUGUGUAGAAGACUAUCACCCAUGUAACAAUUAUAAUAUAUUAAUGGCGGCUUUGCAGGUGCAUCACACAUUGAGCAGCCCCUCCUGGCCGCAUCAAUGAGGGCGAGUGGAGAGUUGUGAGAAUGAUAGGUUGGAUAUAGUUCACAGAACAAACAAAGUGUGUCUGUAAUAUGUCUUUGGUUCAAAGUUGCCAGAUGAUACCUUGGAACUUUGUCCCAAUACAAGUUGAUGUACGUAAGCAAUCAAAGCUGAUAUUAUCCACAUUUAUACUUUGAUUAAUCAAAUGUUGGCUGUCAAGCGGUGAAGUAAGCAGUUUCAAGUAUGAACUGGAUAAACGUAAGCAUUCUUAAAGGAUCUAUUUAAAGACAUAUAACGAAACACAAACAGAUGUUCACAAAAAGCUCAGAAGAAUGAAGGACCUACACCAAUAUGUCCGCUGGAGGGUAAAGUCCCUGUAAUGUGUACAUAUUAAAGAUUGCAUAGAUAUCCUGGGAGCCCUCUCACUGUUUAAAAUUAUCCAGGAAACAACAUUAACACCAGUGAACUCGGUGACCCUUUGUAACCUUCAUGGCGUGUGAAUGGCUCCUGAGAGACAAAUAAAAGGGAGAGUCGGUAAUUGAAAAGAACAAAGAGGAGAGAUCUUCAAAAAGUAAGGUACUUUGAGCAACUUGUGAAGGCAUUAUUUGCCUUUAUAAAAUACUAUUACCUUUUUAAAGCCUGUUUUUCAUCAGUAUAAAGUGAGUAUUUAAGAACAAAAUCCCCAGUUUGUACAGCACUCUUAAACACACAUUUUACUCUAGCAAAGUUUAUUUUCCUAGUUAGAGGAUUGGGAGACCGGCUAUUAGAGUCCACUUAUGGUGUUUCCUUUAAAAAUAUUGCUUUUGAUGUAUAUCUAUACCGGGAGGGAAAGUGAUAGAGGGACAGGAGCAUGGUUUGCACGGAACCAAGAGACAGUUAGCACGGUAAAAAGAGAUACAAAUGUGUUUUAUGUUGUAGAUAACCUUCUUGAAAGUUUGUUUUCUAAUAAAAUUGUCACUUAAGUUUAGAUCUUAGUCUUGUCAUGAUUUUGGUGAAAAGAGCUACACAAUUAUUUUGUCUGUUCUGCUCUUGUCUAUAAAAAAUAUGUUUUUGAUGUGGUGGCAUCAUUGUGACGACCCCUGCUUUACUCCUCCCUGUUGUGUGUGUGGGAGGGGGGGUGUACCUUUACCUCACGUGGGCCCAUGUUGACUCUGCAUUACUGUCAUCAGGAAUUGAAAACAGUUUAAGGUAUUACUUGUGUUACUAUGAUUGCAAACUAAAUGUCCAAUUGUAUAAAAAUACAAUACAUUUUCAGCAAAUGACAUGAAGGAACCACCAAAAUAAAGGCAACACCACUUUUGCUGCAAAGUGAUUUGAUAGUUAAAGUGACAUCAUACUAAAGGUUCAUUAGUAUUUAUGUUUUCUUGCGAGGUAUGGCAUGUUUAGUUGCUGACCAAAAACAACUGGUCUAUGUUUAAAACACCCAUUGUAAAUCCUUCAAAUAUAUUAGUUGUUGUACAAUUGUACAAAGUUUGAUGUGGUAUUUAAUCUCAAACAUGUUUUUUAAACUCUUGAACUGUCCAACCAUCUAUCUAGUUCAGUGUAGUUUAAUACUUUUUAAAUAUCAUUUCAAACACAAAACUUGCAGCACCUUUUACUUUUUAAAUAUUCAACUGUUGUAUUUUACAGUGUUGUAGAGAGAACACUUGAUGGGUUUAUAAUUUGACAAAAACUCUACUAUGGUCAAUACAUUGUGAUAAGUGGUAAACCUGGAGCAGGGUUUCGCACCUGUCAAACUUCACCAGGUGAUUUCACUCAUUUCUGAUUGUCUGCACUUCGCUACAUGAAGUAGAUAAAUAUAUUUGGUCUGGUUCGCUUUGUGAAAGCAGUUACUGCAGAAAACACAUUUAGGAAAUACAUCUUAUCUAUCUCAGGACUAUGACAUCCAAGAACUUGGAGGGUCAGCUGUCCAAUAGGCACAAUAAAGCCAUCAUGAACUCAACACAUGGGUUUCCUACUUACUGACCACACAGGCAACAACACUCUCUGUGUCCCUUUUAUUGUACUGUAAAAUUGUGCUGGUUUUGGGAUCUAUGACUUUGAAUCAAUAUCUAUGUACUUGUAUGCUUUUUAACAGCAUUAAAAGUUGAUUUUCUAACAGAAAGUUA
Gymnodraco acuticeps is the source of this 6854-nucleotide messenger RNA. It is a transcript of the gene sema3g, whose product is annotated as sema domain, immunoglobulin domain (Ig), short basic domain, secreted, (semaphorin) 3bl. The record is from RefSeq and is a predicted model, not a curated record. Gene Ontology annotation, molecular function: semaphorin receptor binding; chemorepellent activity. Gene Ontology annotation, biological process: semaphorin-plexin signaling pathway; negative regulation of axon extension involved in axon guidance; negative chemotaxis. Lineage: Eukaryota; Metazoa; Chordata; Actinopteri; Perciformes; Bathydraconidae.